GAACGGGGGGGAAGAUAGAUUGACGAGUCUUGUUGACGUGGUCACUCUGGGUAGCACAGUGGCUUCAGGGUCGUCGUCGAGGUAGUCUGGCUGUCGUGGCUGCUUUGGGGCCGCUGCAUCUUCAGCUUUGAUGCGUACACGCCAUGUAGUCAUGCACGACGCUGUCACGCGCACUUGGCCACAUUCCAGGUUGGACGUCUCGCCUUCUCCAUGACCUCAAAGCCACCUAGCCUGCUACCCCGCUUCUUGCUCGCACGUCGCCUUCGUACCGGGUACUUGCCACGACGUCCUCGACAGCGACCUUGCCCGCGCUCUACACCUCCGGCCAAGUACCUGUACAAGUGUCCCCGCUAGCCUUUGCCCGCUUAACCUCACUGCAUCGUCGUCGUCCUCCACACCCGUGCCGCUGCUGUCCUCCCAUUCGCUCGUCAGCCUGCGAACCUGACCUUCUUUGUAUCCCCCGUACUUGAUCGGCACUGGCAGCAGCAGGCCAGCUGCCUACCUGAAU
Messenger RNA from Parastagonospora nodorum SN15, 508 nucleotides. RefSeq lists its product as hypothetical. The transcript is spliced from 2 exons. Lineage: Eukaryota; Fungi; Ascomycota; Dothideomycetes; Pleosporales; Phaeosphaeriaceae. Bases 211 to 354 code for a protein of 47 amino acids. The record is from RefSeq and is a predicted model, not a curated record.